This is a messenger RNA of Fonsecaea multimorphosa CBS 102226, 408 nucleotides long. RefSeq lists its product as uncharacterized. The transcript has a single exon. Bases 1 to 408 code for a protein of 135 amino acids. NCBI's taxonomy places the organism in Eukaryota, Fungi, Ascomycota, Eurotiomycetes, Chaetothyriales, Herpotrichiellaceae. The record is from RefSeq and is a predicted model, not a curated record.
AUGGCCGCAACAGAAACCACGCAGGCGUUCUUCACCAAGCUCUUUGCUGCGAUUUCACAAGAAGGGUUGGGCCCCAUCCUGCUGAACGCUCUCCACGAAAACGUCAAAUGGACAGCGACCGGCCAAUCGCCACUGUCGGGCGUGUACGAGGUCAAGAACGCGUACCAGGAAGACUGCCUUGGAAAAAUUCGUGGCAGGCUUGAAUACUCUCCCAAACCGCAAGUAAACAACAUCAUAGCCGACAGGGAGUGGACGGCAGUCUACUUCCAUUCGCACGGCGCCAGAAGUGCAAAAGGCGUGGACUUUGGAAUGGAGUACUGUUGGUGGCUGAAGGUGCAGGAUGACAAGAUUGUAGAAGUCAUUGGGUUCUUUGACCAGAAGCAAGUGUACGACCUUUUCCACGAGUAG